Diospyros lotus (date-plum) is the source of this 384-nucleotide messenger RNA. RefSeq names its product glycine-rich protein 23. NCBI's taxonomy places the organism in Eukaryota, Viridiplantae, Streptophyta, Magnoliopsida, Ericales, Ebenaceae. The transcript has a single exon. Bases 1 to 384 code for a protein of 127 amino acids. The record is from RefSeq and is a predicted model, not a curated record.
AUGGCAAAGUUUCGUGUAAUCUUUCUUCUUUCAGUACUAGUAGUACUAGGCCAUGCUUCGGCCAGGAACGUGCCGGGGAGUGUCGAUCAUCAGCAAACCAAUACAGUGCACGUGCCGAAGGCGCCGGCUCCAGCGGAGGGCAAGGGCGUCAAGGACAAGAAGUGCGGCUUCGGCUUCGCCGGGGUUGGCGGCGCUGCCGGGAUCGGCGGGGUGAUUCCCCUGGGUGGGAUCGGGGGAGUUGGUGGCGUGGGAGGGCUUGGCGGUGCUAGUGGGCUCGGAGGGCUUGGUGGGCUGGGGGGUGUUGGCGGGCUGGGUGGCGGCAUUGGAGGUGUCGGCGGUGGGGUUGGUGGCGCAGGCGGCGGAGUUGGCGGAAUUAUUCCCUAG